AGGAAGAAGCCGCUCUGUCAGACAGAUGCUGGGAGGGCACAACCCCCCCUCCCUGUGUGAGCAUUGUCUGUGCGAGGCAGCCAAUAGGGGAGUCUCUGGCCAAUGGGGCUCCGGCCCCCACAGCACCGCGCACUGCUAUUGGCCAGAGGGGAGAGCCAGAGAGGCACAGCUGCUCCAUGCACAGCGCACACUUCCCGCUACUGAUAGGCAGAAGGCUGGGAGCCUAUAGCAUUGGCAUUAGCAGCACCCUGCAAGGAUCUAUACGGGCAGAGCCCUCCCUGGCACAGGGACAGGGUCGUCCCUCUCAUGGACAGUGGGAUGAACACAUGGAGCACUCACUGGAGACCUCAUUAGUUCCCUGUGGGAAAGACAAGUACAUUUCCAAGAAUGAGCUGCUUUCACAUUUGAAAAAUUACAACCUGUAUUAUGAAGGACUGAACCUUCAGCUUCGGCACAGAGAGGAGGAGGAGGAGCUGAUUGUCGAAGGACUGCUUAACAUCUUUUGGGGCUUAAGGCGCCCGAUCCGGCUUCAGAUGCAGGAUGACAACGAGAGAAUUCGCCCACCUCCUUCUUCUACAUCUUGGCAUUCGGGGUGCAAUCUACUAACCCAACGGCCUGUGGCUAAACCCGCCACCAUUCCUGACAUACAGAUUACAGAAGCUGAAGAUAAUCCCACCAGUACCGAGGAGGAGGAAAUCAAAACCACUGAAGAUGACACCCCACAGCUGAUGCGCACCAGGAGUGAUGUUGGGGUGCGUAGGAGGGGGAACCAGCGCACACCAGGGGAGCAGAGACGCAUAAAGCGCCAUCGCUUCUCCAUUAAUGGGCACUUCUACAACCACAAGACAUCAGUAUUUACUCCAGCGUAUGGUUCUGUCACCAACGUGCGGAUAAACAGCACAAUGUCCACUCCCCAGGUCCUGAAAUUGCUUCUCAACAAGUUUAAGAUUGAGAACCCGGCCUCGGAAUUUUCUCUGUACAUGGUGCACACCAGCGGAGAGAAGAGGAAGCUGAAGGACACUGAUUAUCCUCUAAUUGCACGAAUUCUGCAUGGGCCUUGUGAGCAGGUGUCUAAGGUUUUCCUUAUGGAGAAAGACCAGGUGGAAGAGGUCACAUAUGAUGUGGCCCAAUACAUCAAAUUUGAAAUGCCUGUUUUGAGCAGUUUCAUCGAGAAACUCAAGGAGGAAGAGGAUAGAGAGGUGGACAAGCUAAUGAGGAGGUACACCUCCUUGCGAGUGUUAAUCGAACAACGUUUACAAGAUCUGGCAAGAUGUCAUGCCACCAUGUAAGCUCUUCAAGGGUGUUUCCUGACUGUAACCAGAAACAUUUCCCUCCUUGUGAGAUGGCAACCAAACAAGGGUCUGGUCAGGGGGGUUGUAACUUUUUAUUGAAAGCACAUAUUGCUUGACCCCCUUCUGCUGGAUGGUAUGCCCUGUAUUGCAGAUCACCUAAUUAGCCAUUCAAAAUAAUGCUUCUUGGCACCAUAACAAUAGGUUAAUGUUUUGCUUCUUAAUUCUGUACUUUAUUGGGUUUAGCACCUGGCUGUCUGUUGCAAUGUGUUCCUGUUACAGUCUGAUAGCAGCUUCCAGCUUUAGUUGAGCUUGAACACACUAGGUGCUCAAGUACCUACAAGUCAAUUUAUGCACUAACAUCAACCUUUUAUUCAUCCCAUUAAAGAAAAUGUGUUUUUCUGAUAUUUUGUUGAAAGACAAGGUGAGCCAGGCAGCUCACGAAUAUAAUAACCAGUAGGAAGUUAUCUAGCAAACAGGCAGUAUUUAGGGAAAGACGCAGAUGCCUUAUAGAGGAAAACCAGGGAGUAGGUGCCAUUUUGGCUUGCAAAGCAGCAUGCUUGCAAAUAAUCAUGACCGUAGUAGAGGAUUAUGGGUAAUUGAGAAAGGUACAAGUUGAGAGGAUUUGCCGCUUCUUGACAUUAAUUUGCAGAAUGUGUAGGUGUAUGGAAUUCUAAGAUUCCAUGGCACAGGUUAUAAAGCACAGAAAGCUUUUCUGAGCAUUCAGUAUAUGUACAGCAGGGAAAGAAAGUCCUUGAACAGGGUCUCACUAGCUUGCAUUGAUUAUGGGUUAGAAGGGAAUUAACCUAAGAACAACUUGGCACAGGGAUAGGCCCCAGCACAGCAAUACUUAUGGGAUAGGCGUGUAUUUUGUACCUUUUGCUUUUUCGUCUUUGACAUGAGCUUCUGAUCUCUGUGUAAAGUUUUGUCUUUUCUAUCUAACAGAAAAUGUGAAUUUUACAGCGAUAAUGCUGAUUUUAUGGCACAUCAGCCAAUUUCAUUCUGAAUAAAGCACUUUGCAGUA
Molecule: messenger RNA, 2313 nt
Organism: Xenopus tropicalis (tropical clawed frog)
Lineage: Eukaryota; Metazoa; Chordata; Amphibia; Anura; Pipidae
Gene: rassf2
Product: Ras association domain family member 2
Exons: 11
Coding region: 177-1289 (370 amino acids)
Biological process (GO): signal transduction
Source: RefSeq, a predicted model, not a curated record